ACCACGGCCACCACAGCCCGACUCUGCCUGGCGGCGACCAACCCAACGACGACUCAGCCACCGUGGCGGCCCCCGAUGGACUUUGCUAUGCUGCCAGGCUGGUCCUGAGCUCCUGGGCUCAAACAACCCUCCUGUUCCGCCUCUCGAGUAUCUGAGACUCCAGACGCCGCUGCGCUGGGCUCUUUCAAUGUUUCUUCGUGAACCAGAAGGAGUGAAUUGGCCCUACUAUGUGUUAGUCCUGUUGGGAGCAGGUCUUCCCCGGCUGCUCUUCUAGAACCGUGCAGGGCGUGGGUCGGGGGUCCCCAGGUGAGCAGAAGGUGGCAGUCCAGAACAUGUCUUCAUCAGCCCCAGCGUCUGCCGCCCGUGCCCCCACCCUCCUGCACCCAUGGCUGGCCCAGGCCCAUCCCUCCCUGGCACCUUCCACAUUCUAGAGGCCGUGGGACGCGACAAGCUGGUCCACCUGAAACACAAGCUGAGGACCCUGCGCUCGGGCUGCCAGGGAGCGGAUCUCCUGUGCGCCAUGGUGCUGCUGACCCUGGGCCAGGACACAGAGGCCAGGGUCUCCUUGGAGGCCGUGAAGGACGAUGCAGUGGCCCGGCUGGUGGCCCGGCGGUGGGCAGGUGUGGACAGUGCUGAGGCCCCAGAGGAGUCCCCAGAUGUGUCCUGGACUGUGGCCCGCUUGUACCAUCUGCUGGCCCAGGAGAAGCUGUGUUCUGCCUCACUGCGGGACAUGGCUUACCAGGAAGCUAUCCGCACCCUGGACGCUGAGGGUGACCACCGGCUGGGCGAGCUCCAGGGGGAGGCCCGGGAUCGGUGUGGAUGGGACAUCACAGAGGACCUGGGGGACUUUGAGCUGCUCCGUUCUGAUUUGGACCCCCUCACCCCAUCCUCAGCAUUGACCUCGGGGACUCGAAGCCAGCCUCGCCCCAUUGAUGCCCUGUCCAGCUGGAGCCGAGCUCGCUCCCUGCGGUCCACUGGCAGCCCGGCCUCACUGGUUAGCAAGCUGGAAAUCAGCCAGUCGCCCACCCUGCCCUUCCUCUGCCCACACCGUGGCUCCCACGGGCCCAGCAGGCUGAGCCAUGAGCCCCCGGCCAGUGUGGUGCCUCAGCCUGUCCCCAGGGGCUGCCAGGAGCCAGAGGAGGUAAGCUGGCCAUCAUCAGUGGACAUGGCCAGCCCCACAGAGUUUCCAGACAGUCCCGGACACCCCGAGGUGGCCCCAGAUCCAGCCUCAAUUGUCCCUGCUGCCCCAGAAACAAGCCCUCACUCCCCAUUGGAGCAGACCCAGGUGUCUGUGGACCCCAAAUCUCUCCUCUCACCCAUCCCGGACCCCGUGGAUACUCCUUGCACCAGCAGACCAACACCACCCCAGCCUUCCAUAGAAGAUGUCACGUCACAGAAUUCUGAGCCCGGCCCACCUGCUCCCUCGGCCAUCCAUACCUCCCCGCCUGCCCGUACUUCUCCCCCAUCACCCCCCAACCUGGUUCCUCCGGCCCCCUCGUCCCUGCCCUUCACCUUCCAGACAGAGACACCAGGGCAGAAGUUCUACAACUUUGUGGUCCUCCACGCCAGGGCUGAUGAGCACGUGGCCCUGCGUGUGCGGGACAGGCUGGAGGCCCUCGGGGUGCCUGACGGGGCCACCUUUUGCGAGGACUUCCAGGUGCCCGGGCGCGGUGAGCUGAGCUGCCUGCAGGAUGCCAUCGAUCACUCGGGCUUCACCAUCCUGCUGCUCACAGCAAGCUUCGACUGUCGCCUGGGCCUGCACCAGGUGAACCAGGCUCUGAUGAGCAGUGUCACACAGCAUGGCAGACACGACUGCGUCAUUCCCUUCCUGCCACUCGAGAGCUCCCAGGGGCAGCUCAGCCCUGACACUUCCAGCCUGCUGGCUGGCCUGGUGUGGCUGGACGAACACUCCUCGAUCUUCGCCAGGAAGGUGGCCAACACCUUCAAGCCACAGAAGCUGCAGGCCCGUCAGGCCCAGUGGAGGCAGGAGCAAGAGGCCCGCGCCCUGAGGGAGCAGAGACAACAGCUGGAGGGUCAGCGACAGCAGGUGGUCGCCUUCCAUGCUGCCUACUCUGGAUACCUGCAGACCUGGGCGUCCCUGCAGGCACAGAUGCACAGGCUCCAGGAGGCUUUCAGGAGUGGCUUGUCACUAGGGGCUCAGGUGCCCUUUGGGGAACAGGUGCCCCUGGAAGCUCCACCACCCUUCCCUGCCUGGUCGGGCUACCCUCAGCCCCCCACACUGAACCCAUGGCAGGCUGGCACCUCAUCUCCUGCCUCCCUGCAGGCCCCUUCUUUCCCCCAGCCCCCCACCUGCCCCCAGCUCCCCACCUUCCCCCAGCCUCCCACCUUCCCCCAGCCCCCCACCUUCCCCCAGCCCCUCACCUGCCCCCAGCCCCCCACCUUUCCCCAGCCCCCCACCUUCCCACCUGCCUCACCUGUGCCCCCUCAGACCCAGGGACCACAACCCCUCAUCAUCCACCAUGCCCAAAUGGUGCAGCUGGGGCUUAACAACCAAAUGUGGAGCCAGAGAGGCGACCAGGCUCCUGAUGACAAGUCACCCAAAGAGUGAGUGACCAGCGCUGACCACCUGGUCCCCAGGGCCCUGGAGCCCUGCCUGGGUCCGUGCGUGGGCUUGUGGGCCUCCAUCUGUCACCCCUGGUGUGCAGUGUUAGAUGGACCAUUUGCUACUUUGGAGACAUUCCUAGGGGGUGACCAGCUUGCUGGCCACAUCUGGACAUGCUGGCUACAUCUGGACAUGCUGGCUACAGACACAGGCUGUCUCUGGUGGGGACCUUGGUGGUGGGAGAU
Messenger RNA from Castor canadensis (American beaver), 2808 nucleotides. It is a transcript of the gene Ticam1, whose product is annotated as TIR domain containing adaptor molecule 1. NCBI's taxonomy places the organism in Eukaryota, Metazoa, Chordata, Mammalia, Rodentia, Castoridae. Gene Ontology annotation, biological process: positive regulation of canonical NF-kappaB signal transduction; positive regulation of type I interferon production; TRIF-dependent toll-like receptor signaling pathway. Gene Ontology annotation, molecular function: signaling adaptor activity. Gene Ontology annotation, cellular component: endosome. The record is from RefSeq and is a predicted model, not a curated record.